UAGAAUUUGACAUUUCACCUUGAAAAGCGGGUUUUUUACCUGCACGUUCAUAUCAAAAAAAAUUUUCAUACUAAAAUAAAUAAAUUGUGAUUGAUAAAAAUUGAACAGGGUCAGCAGCAUGGUCGCAAUUCCUUAUUUAUUUAACGAAAUCGAGCGCAUAUUUGAAAAUACCCCAUUAUAUGUGAUUGUAUUGGAAGCUUUUCUGCUGCUGUCGGUAAUAUGGUUGUUACUUUUUAAGCGUAAUGGGCGUGGUAAACGGUACACAAAAGUAGAGGAAGAAGAAAUUAUUUCCAAAUAUGAACCGGAACCACUCAUAGCUGAAACCGAUCCCAAUCAUCCAUUGCUGCAAACACGUUUAGUCCAAUCGAAAGUAGGCAAGCGUGUGGUAGUUGACGGACAUGAGUGCUUAAAUUUAGCAACGCACAACUAUUUGGGUUUAUUAGAAGAUGACAAAAUAUUGGAGGAUGCUUGCAAUACAUUGAAGAAAUACGGUGUUGGUUCUUGCGGACCCCGUGGUUUCUACGGUACAAUGGAUGUACAUUUGGAUCUGGAAGAACGUUUAGCAAAAUUUACGGGUAUGGAGGAAUCAGUGGUAUACUCUUAUGGAUUCUCUACCAUAGCAAGUGCUAUACCAGCAUAUGCAAAACGAGGCGAUGUCAUAUUUGCUGAUGAGAUGGUUAAUUUUGCCAUCCAAAAAGGUUUGGAUGCUUCACGAAGCACUAUUUAUUACUACAAACACAAUAAUAUGGCCGAUUUGGAGAGUCUACUUAUUGAGCAACAAGAACGAGAUGCAAAGAAUCCAAAGAAGGCAGCCAAGACCCGUCGUUUUCUUUUAGCCGAAGGUAUUUACAUGAAUACUGGCGAAAUAUGUCCUUUACCCGAACUUGUAGCGCUACGUGCUAAGUAUAAAUUGCGUUUGUUCCUGGAUGAGAGCAUUUCCUUUGGCACACUUGGUAAAACCGGCCAUGGUCUCACCGAGCACUUUAAUGUCGACCUGAUUGAGGUUGAUCUCAUUAUGGCAGGUAUGGAAAAUUCUCUAGCUACCAUCGGCGGUUUCUGUGUCGGUUCACACUUUAUCGUCGAGCACCAACGUCUGUCGGGUUUGGGUUAUUGCUUCUCUGCAUCACUGCCACCACUAUUGACACAAGCAGCCAUCUCUGCACUUGAUCGUUUCGAAACCGAACCGCAAAUGUUUACCCAACUGCAGGAAAUUUCGCGAAAAGUGCAAAUGAUAUUUGGUAAAUUUUCAAAGUUGAAGUUGCGUGCCAACGAACUUUCGCCCAUCAAACACUUAUAUAUAGCGGAGGAACGCGAAAAUGCAGAUGAGGAACGGGAAUUGCUCAUUCAAAUAGCCAAUAAGUGCAUUGCAAAGGGUGUUGCUGUUAUUGAGGCGCGUUAUUUGAAUAAUUUGGAGAAACAUGCUAUACGUCAAAGCAUACGUAUAACGGUGAAUCGCUUACUCACUGACGCAGAUAUCAAGCAUGCUUUCGAUGUUAUCGAAAGUGUUUCCAACGAAGUGUUGUAAAUCACACGCCAUUCAUUAUGACUAUUUCAAAA
Bactrocera tryoni is the source of this 1557-nucleotide messenger RNA. It is a transcript of the gene Spt-I, whose product is annotated as serine palmitoyltransferase 1. Gene Ontology annotation, molecular function: pyridoxal phosphate binding; serine C-palmitoyltransferase activity. The transcript has 7 exons. NCBI's taxonomy places the organism in Eukaryota, Metazoa, Arthropoda, Insecta, Diptera, Tephritidae. The record is from RefSeq and is a predicted model, not a curated record. Gene Ontology annotation, cellular component: endoplasmic reticulum. Gene Ontology annotation, biological process: ceramide biosynthetic process; sphingosine biosynthetic process. The coding region runs from base 119 to 1525 and encodes 468 amino acids.